AUGAAAACACCUACCAUCUUCACUGGAGGUGCUCUUCUCGCCUUUCUCCGUCUUUUCCUUCUUGGGAGCCAUCGUAUCUACCUUCUGUCGACUUCUUCUUCCGUUGUUGUUGAUGACAAUGUCGAUGCCGAUGAAGUUGUUGAAGUUGUUGAAGUUGAAGUUGAAGUUGAAAAAGACGUCGAGGAAAAGACGUUGAGAAUUUCCAGUUUGGGACAACAGGCGGCAGAAUUUGCUGACCGCAUUCGUUUACGGCCAGGCUUGUUAUAA
Trichophyton verrucosum HKI 0517 is the source of this 267-nucleotide messenger RNA. RefSeq lists its product as uncharacterized. The transcript is spliced from 2 exons. NCBI's taxonomy places the organism in Eukaryota, Fungi, Ascomycota, Eurotiomycetes, Onygenales, Arthrodermataceae. The record is from RefSeq and is a predicted model, not a curated record. The coding region runs from base 1 to 267 and encodes 88 amino acids.